Quercus lobata is the source of this 1206-nucleotide messenger RNA. RefSeq lists its product as uncharacterized. The coding region runs from base 12 to 1055 and encodes 347 amino acids. NCBI's taxonomy places the organism in Eukaryota, Viridiplantae, Streptophyta, Magnoliopsida, Fagales, Fagaceae. The record is from RefSeq and is a predicted model, not a curated record. The transcript has 7 exons.
UGACUCUUGAAAUGGGAAAACGAAAGACAAAGCUGCGCACUCGUUCCAAGAGUGUAACAUUGGAAAGAGCUUCUUCACAAGAUGUGGAUGAAGUGGGGAAUCAAGAAAUACAUGAAGCUUUUACACAAGAUGUGCAGCCUCCUGUACGUGUUACUCGUGGGCCAAGCAAGUACUUGGAUAUUUGGGAUCUUCCCGAUGAAGAAGAAAUUGAGUUGCCGCUAAAUAGUAUGCAUCAGCCAGUUGAUGAGGGGGCGAGGACUUUCACUGGUUUCUUGGGUACGAUUGCGCGGAAACCUCACAUGUGCCCGAUAAGAUUUCUUAAUUGGAAGAAGGUAGCAGAAGAAUUUAAAGAAGAGUGUUGGCGUCUUGUAGAGCGAAAAUACAGUGUCCCUGCUGAUCCUAUUGCAUAUGCGGCUUUGAAGACAUUUACCUUGCAAAAAAUUGGGAAGUCUUGGAGGGAUCAUAAGUCUAAGUUGAAGAAACAAUAUUAUAUUCCUCAUUCAAGAAACAAAGCAUGCGUAAAGAGCCACACACCCCCGGGAUGCAUAACACAAGAUUGGGAAAUACUUGUUGAGCAUUGGUAUACCGAUGAUGCAGUGUUAGAGUCAGAUAAGAAUAAGGAGCGUCGUGCAAAACAGGAUGACUUACAUACUGCUGGUUCUUGUAGCUUUGCUGUGCACGCUGCAAAAAAGGCAAAAACGGAUGGACGUCCUGUAGAGCGUGCAGUAUUAUAUCCAAUACUACAUACUCGUAAAGAUGGAUCUGCAGUUAAUCCUGUAGUGAAAGCAAAGAUGGACAAAAUGAAGGAUUUGUUGGAUGAUUCUUCGAAUCAUUUGCAGUCAUCUGAGAUAACUGGUAGUAUUGUAUGGUCAACAGAGGAUGUGUUUGCCAAAGUGAUGGGUAAGGAGCGCAAAGGUCGUAUUCGUGGGGUAGGAUUUGGUCCAAGCCCAAGUGCUCGAAGUAGCAAGACUGCUCUCACAGACAUUGAAAUACACUCAAGUCAAGCAAGGGACAAUGAAGUUGCACAACUGAAGGCUUCCUUGGCUACUAUGUAGGAUAAACUUGAAAGUUUUGACGAAAUGAAGGAAAGACUUAGUCAAUUUGAAGAAAUGGAGCAAAGAAUGGAGCAAAGAAUGGCUCGCAUGUUUCAACAAAUGCAACAAAGUUCUUCCCAAUGCAAUCAGGAUGUUCCUUUGCCUCAACAAU